Molecule: messenger RNA, 664 nt
Organism: Pezoporus flaviventris
Lineage: Eukaryota; Metazoa; Chordata; Aves; Psittaciformes; Psittacidae
Product: centrosome-associated protein CEP250-like
Exons: 3
Coding region: 27-458 (143 amino acids)
Source: RefSeq, a predicted model, not a curated record
AAUUGCUCCUUCACAGGAAUCAGCUGAUGCAGGACGAUCAUGAGCUUACGGAGGCACUGAAGAAGGUUUACCACCAGCAAGAUUCGACCAAGCUUGAUCUGGAGCAGCUGCUCCAAGAGUCCUCUGGCCAAGUGCACACUCUGGCCAGGAUGUCCAGCAAGAAGGAAUUGCUGGUGCGCAAGGUGGCUGCCCUAGAGGUGCAACUGUCAGCCUUGGAGCAGGACAGACAAGGCCUUUCAGAGCAGCUGACACAGGCCAGGUCAGUGAACGAGACCCUGGAGAACAGCCUAUCUGAGGCUCAGCGGCACAUACUGCAGUUGGAGAUCACCAAGAGCCAGCUGGAAAUCCAACUUCAAACAGUCACACAGGCCAAUGAACUGAUACAAGGUGAGAGCCUCAUGUGCUUUGCUUCCCUUGACCCCCGUGGCCAGCGGGCUUUCUGCAGUGCUUCUAAGUGAAGGAGCUGGAAAGAGUUCCCUCCUCCACUGACCUUCAAAUGGCUUUAGGUUAGUAAGGCCAGAACCCCUUGCGUAGACUCUGAAUCCUCCCAUUUGUUGCGUUUGCAGGGGAAGUGAAGUGCCUUAGAUGGAAGCUGGAAGCUGAGAGAUAUCUCAUGCAGCAGGAAAGGAAGACCAUGGCAGAACAGCUCUCGCAGGCAGAACAG